Molecule: messenger RNA, 3846 nt
Organism: Poeciliopsis prolifica (blackstripe livebearer)
Lineage: Eukaryota; Metazoa; Chordata; Actinopteri; Cyprinodontiformes; Poeciliidae
Gene: sidt2
Product: SID1 transmembrane family, member 2
Exons: 27
Coding region: 550-3177 (875 amino acids)
Cellular component (GO): membrane
Source: RefSeq, a predicted model, not a curated record
UUUACUGUUAGAGCGUGGAGGAGGGGGUUGCGCUAAUGGAACGGAUUUUUCGAAGCUUGUACAGCUUUUAGACGAUAAAUAUUUUCACCUGGUGCUGGCGUCUUUUAACGUAGACGUCAAUACGUGUUAAGAAGGAGGGCAGAAUUAGUUAGCUCUAAUGCGCGGUUCCGUAUUCCCGCAGUCUUCCUAACCGACUUAGAAUCCGCGGAUUUCAAUCCUGGCGUCCUAACUUGCGAGCUGUUAGCACGAACGCGGGGGUCAUUGUUGCGUCGUCGUCUUGAGUUUUGUGUUUCUGGUUGCAUAGCUGCGAGCUCAGAAGUUGUUGUCGGUGCUGAACUGAAUGAGAACAUUUAGCUGUGUGUUUAGUUUGUCAAGCAGCUCGCAGCAGCUGGCGCUUCUGCUCUUUGUCAGUGUGGAAGUGGCCCAGUUCAUCAGGACAUCUCGGUUUAACUGCUCCUUAAUGGGGUGGGGUUAUUUAUUUGCUUUGCCAUACAGGCUGCAAUAAGCUAAGCUGUCGGUUUUCGGUUGAGGAAGACGGUGUCAGACAAAAUGGUGUUAAGGAGCUACUGGAAAUGUCGUCUUAAAAGCAGCUGUUUUCCUGCGCCUCGCUGGAUACGGCCAGGGCUGGCAGCUUUGUUCUGGUUCUGUGUGACCCAGUUAGUGUGUGGCGCUGGGGCGCUUGGAGAGGUUAAAUUUGUGAUACAAAAGGAUGCAGAGUUUGAUGUCACCUAUAAUGACACGGUUAUAAGCGAAAACCAGACCAUGUAUUCGUUCAAUCACACCAUCUCCAGAAAUAAGACAGAGGGGGUGCGUGUGACUGUAGAUGUGUUGCAGCAGCAUCUGGAGAGUCCUAUUCUGUUUGUUAUUCGGCAAAAGCAAGCUGUGAUGUCUUUUCAAGUCCCCCUCAUCCUCAGAGGCCUCUAUCAGAGGAAGUACCCGUACAAACACGUGGGCAGAACCUUGUGUCAGCCUCCAACCCGAGCCGCAUCCGAGACCCAGUACUUCUUUGUGGACGUGUCCACCCUGUCGAGCCAGGGGACAAACUACCAGUUGCGAGUGAGCCGUGUGGAAAGUUUCACCCUGCAGACAGACAGGAAAUUCAGCUUUACGGCAUCACCUUCCCAACCUCAGUUUUUUAAAUAUGUCUUUCCUGACGGGGUGGAUACAGUCAUUGUCAAGGUCAACUCAGACGUGAACUUCCCCUGCUCUGUCAUGUCUGUCCAGGACAUCCAGUGUCCAGUCUAUGACCUGGACAACAAUGUGGCCUUUAUUGGGAUGUAUCAGACUAUGACAAAAAAAGGUGCCAUCACCGUGCAGAGAAAGGAUUUUCCUAGCAACAGUUUCUAUGUAGUAGUCGUGGUGAAAACGGAGGAUGAGGCAUGCGGCGGCCCGCUGCGUUUCUACCCCCUGCAACCCGAUGAGCUAAUUGAUGCUGGUAACCGCACCAAGGACCUCAACGUGGUGGUCUCACCUGCCAUUAACUCUGAGAAGUAUGUCAUCGGCAUGCUGUUCUGUCUGGGGAUCUUCCUGUCGUUCUACGUGUUGACUCUGCUGGUUGCCUGCGUGGAAAACAAACGAAUGAAAAGGAGAGAAAUGUUUCUGAACCCCCCGGACAUGUCGCCUGCUGAGACCGCCUCCCUUCUUGGGAAGAACGGCGACGGCAAAACUCCAGCCUCUCCGUAUGAAUAUGGCUCCUUUGCUGACAACGGCAGCACCCUGAGCUCCGAGGCCAUCACUGACAGCGCCACAUCAACGGACAACAACUAUGGCUACUUGGGACAGGAGCCUUUCAAACGCCGACCAUUCCUCAAUCACCUUCACCACUUAGCCAUCCGCAUUGAGCGAUCACUGGACAGCGUCGCACGAAGCAGGCAGGAGUCUUUAAGUUCUGUGGAGGAGGACGACUACGACACGCUGGAGGAUAUCGACUCGGAUAAAAACAUUGUCCGCACCAAGAAGUACCUGUGUGUGUCUGACCUGGCUCGCAAAGACAAAAGGAUCCUCAGCAAGAAAUACCAAAUCUACUUCUGGAAUAUUGCCACUAUCGCAGUGUUCUACGCACUGCCAGUCGUCCAGCUGGUCAUCACAUAUCAAACGGUUGUGAAUGUGACAGGAAACCAGGACAUCUGCUACUACAACUUCCUCUGUGCUCACCCUUUGGGAGCUCUAAGUGCGUUCAACAACAUCCUCAGUAACCUUGGAUACGUGAUGCUGGGACUCCUCUUCCUCCUCAUUGUCCUCAAGAGAGACGUCACACACAAUCGCGCGUUGGUUCGCAACGACCUCAACGCUCUGGAGUGCGGCAUCCCAAAGCAUUUUGGUGUGUAUUAUGCCAUGGGAACUGCUCUGAUGAUGGAGGGAUUGCUCAGUGCGUGCUAUCAUGUCUGUCCCAACUACACUAACUUCCAGUUUGACACGUCCUUCAUGUACAUGAUUGCUGGGCUGUGCAUGCUGAAGCUCUACCAGAAGAGACACCCCGACAUCAACGCCAGUGCCUACACCGCCUACGCCUGCCUGGCUGCUGUCAUCUUUUUCUCUGUGCUGGGAGUGGUGUUUGGGAGAGGAAACACGGUGUUCUGGAUCGUUUUUUCUGUUAUUCACAUUCUGGCCACUCUGCUGCUCAGCACACAGCUCUACUACAUGGGCCGGUGGCGACUUGAUGCUGGUGUCAUGCGCCGGAUCGUCUAUGUGAUCUACACAGAUUGCAUCAGACAGUGCAGUGGACCCAUGUACAUUGACCGUAUGGUGCUACUUGUUAUGGGUAACAUAGUCAACUGGUCUCUCGCUGCCUAUGGCCUCAUAGAGCGACCCAAUGACUUUGCCUCAUACCUGCUGGCCAUCGCCAUUUGCAACCUGCUGCUCUACUUUGCCUUCUACAUCAUUAUGAAGCUUCGGAGUGGUGAGAGAAUCAAGUGUCUGCCGUUGGUGUGUAUUCUCUUCACAGCAGUGGUCUGGGGCUUUGCACUCUACUUCUUUUUCCAGGGACUCAGCACCUGGCAGAAAACUCCAGCAGAGUCUCGCGAACACAACAGAGACUGCAUCCUGCUGUCGUUCUUUGACGACCACGACAUUUGGCAUUUCCUGUCCUCCAUCGCUAUGUUUGGAUCCUUCCUGGUCCUCCUGACCAUGGACGAUGAUCUUGACACUGUUCAGAGGGACAAGAUUUACGUCUUCUGAAUCUGUUGGGUCUUCUUUCAGAAGCUCAGCUCAUCUUCUCUGCCUUAUCACUCGUUUUCUCUCUGUUGGCAUCUUGUCCAUGUCUGCAAAAAGAAACAGCCAGUAGCCUGAUGCUCCCCAGGCGGUCAGUAAGCAUGUCUCCGCCUGUCGGAGCCAGGCUGGGGACACUCGCGUGCCAAUCCUCAGCUGGGUCAACAUGGAGUGGUCCUGAAGCGUUUUGGCCUCCUGCUGCUAUCAUCGAUGUUACUGUCGCUCUGCGUGUUUACGUACUGCUGCUGAUGAAGACGACAAUGCAAACUCUGAACUCUUUUCUCCAUUCUUUUUAUAUAUGGUCCUUAUUAUGGUCGAAACAGCAGAGAACGAUGCAUUUUGUAUGCUGUGUGUGGUUCUGCAGGGUUGUGUGUGUUUACAAACCGGGGGAGCGCGAGUUCAUGUCCAAUCUGCCAGUGGCCUUCCGUGUCUCGAAUCACGUCAGUCAGACCACUGUGCUCCCAUUGGUCAGCUUGUUAAAACUAGCCGUCCUUUAAUGAUUGUAUUUACUAUUUGACUGCCCUUGUGUGUGUGACUGCGGAGCCGGUUUUUUGCACUGUUCUGUACAAAAAGUAGAUUUUAUUGUCGAGCAUUGAAAUGAGUGGUUACUAAAUAAAAGAUUCUUUUUCACAAAUGGAA